UAACCUAACCAAGACAAGUUGACAACACGAGAAACCAAUUGAAUUCAGCUGCCCUAAUAUCUCAUCUCCCUUGAAAUCUCAAGAGAGAGAAAGAGAGAGAGGGACGAACAAGAGAGAGAAAGCACCGGCUCUAAGCUUACUAGCUAGUGUGAUCCUGAUAGCAACACACACAGAAAAGGAGAGAAAAAAGAGGCACCACACACACACCACAAACACGCAAGCACAAGCAAACAUCUCCCAAGCAAGAACACCACCAAGAACCUUCAUUUGCCUUCUUCCAUCCCUUACGCUAACGCUUAGCCGCUGCUGCUGCGGCGAAGGGAGGGGCUAGCUGCAUCGAUCUAUGGAGGCGCGGGCAGCGUCGGCGCCGGACCUGUCGCUGCACAUCAGCCUGCCGAGCAGCGCCGCCUCGCCGCCGCCGUCGACCGCGCCGGGGCGGCUGGGCGCCGCUGGUGGUGGGGCGCGAGGCGCCCCGGCGGCGGGAGGGGACCCGUGGCGGCGGCUGAACGGAUCCACUGCUUCCACCGAGCUGUCCCUGUCACCGCCGCCCCGGCAGGAGGCGGCUGGUGACGCCCUGCCGUGGCGGUUGCGCCCGCCGGCGGCAAAUUACUCAUCCUCCGCCGCCGCCACGGCGGAGGCAGCGUCGUCGUUCGUGCCAGCGACCGUGCCGCGGUUCUCGCUUGACGCGGCGGCGGAGGCGCAGGUGGCGCGGGCGCGGCCAAUCAACGGGGUGCCCGUCUACAGCAGCCCGCGCGCCGCCGGGCACCCGUUCCUAGGCGCCGCUAGCGACUACCGCCAUGGCCACCAAAAGGUCGGGCUCUACAACCCCUACCACCACGCCUCGUCGUGGCCCUCGUCCCUGCGCUCCGCGACGGCGACGUCCCCUGCCGUGGCGUCCGACCCCGGGGCGACGGCGUUCCUCUCGCCAUCCGCGUACCACCGGAUGCUGUCCGGCACCAGCCGUCUCCACCUCCACGGCGUGCUCGCCGACACACUCCGCGGCUACGGCGGCGGGCACCACCACCAGCAGCAGCCGCAUCUGGGCAGUCUGGCGUCGGCCCGCUACAUGCCCAAGUUCCCGGCGUCCCGGCGCGGCAUGCGCGCUCCGCGGAUGCGGUGGACGAGCAGCCUCCACGCGCGCUUCGUCCACGCCGUCGAGCUCCUCGGCGGCCACGACCGGGCGACGCCCAAGUCGGUGCUGGAGCUGAUGGACGUGAAGGAUCUGACGCUAGCUCAUGUGAAGAGCCAUUUGCAGAUGUAUAGGACCGUGAAGAGCACUGACAAGCCUGCGACCUCCUCAGGUCCGGUGGACGGCGGUGGCUCCGGCGACGACGAUCUCCCGGUCCCGGAUGCCGGGCAGGCUCCGUCAGCCGGCGGGGACACCAGCCCGCAGACCAUCACCGGACACCGGUCGGCGUCCUCGGAGGGCGCGGCGAGCCAUGCUGGCGGCGACGUUGAGUGCUCCUCAGCCGACGAUUCCGACGGCGGCCAGCCGCGCAGCGGCGCUUCAUCAAGAGAUCAAUGGUUGCCACCAGGUGCAUGCAAUGCGGAAACCCAUAAUUCAGUUGGCAUAUCAUCCACCAUUGAGGAUAUGGAGCCUUGUGGGUCUGUUGGCUUGCAACAGGUAGCCAACCAUGAAGUGAGCUGCCCUAGCCCUAGCCUGGAGUUCACUCUGGGGCGACCGAACUGGAACCGUAUGGAACAUGACUAGCAGUGCUAGCUAGACGUGUGCAUUCGAUAUUACUUCAACACUUCAACUAUAUAUACUACUUACGAUACUUCAAUCGGUCUUUGCAACGUCAAGAUUUUUAGCAAUGUGAUGAGCCAAAAGAUGGGAUAUUAGUUUUGUGUUGGUCAGAAGAACACAUCAUAGUCUUGCUUUGGCAGUUCGGCUUUUUACCGUUAGUUUUUGUUACAUUUUUGGCCUUUCUUGGGCACAUGAAACAAAGGUAUAUAUAUGGUAGUUUGUUCAUGAGGAUAAUGUAGAGAAGGGAGCUUAAAAAAUUAUGUACAUCAUGGGGUGGGUGACUAACGAAUGUAUCAUGUGGCAUGUACAAAGAAAAAGGAAAUCUGACCAGACGAUGAUUUCUCCUUUUGUUUUGUAAUGCAUAUGUAUCCACAUGCUUAUUUCUUUUGUUUUCU
This is a messenger RNA of Setaria italica (foxtail millet), 2142 nucleotides long. RefSeq names its product probable transcription factor RL9. Gene Ontology annotation, cellular component: nucleus. Gene Ontology annotation, biological process: abaxial cell fate specification; regulation of DNA-templated transcription. The record is from RefSeq and is a predicted model, not a curated record. The transcript has 6 exons. The coding region runs from base 344 to 1711 and encodes 455 amino acids. Gene Ontology annotation, molecular function: transcription cis-regulatory region binding. NCBI's taxonomy places the organism in Eukaryota, Viridiplantae, Streptophyta, Magnoliopsida, Poales, Poaceae.